Messenger RNA from Conger conger (European conger), 709 nucleotides. Its product is annotated as serine protease inhibitor Kazal-type 1-like. Gene Ontology annotation, molecular function: protein binding. The record is from RefSeq and is a predicted model, not a curated record. Bases 214 to 513 code for a protein of 99 amino acids. The transcript has 6 exons. Lineage: Eukaryota; Metazoa; Chordata; Actinopteri; Anguilliformes; Congridae.
CUUUAACCCUCUAACGGUCCGAGCAUUCAGCCUUUGGGGGAAAGACAUGAAAGAGCAGCCAUUAAUGGAACGGGUCAAAUGUUGGUGCAUGAAGGGGAGGAUGGUAAGGACUGGCUCUGGCUCUAUAAAGUAGAGAGGUGGGAGCAGAUCAGACAGAAACAGAGACCUACACACCAGCAGCCACACUCUCAUUAGGACCACCUCAGAGGCACCAUGAAACUCACAAUCCUGGUCUGCACAUUGGUGCUGCUCUCUCUGUCUGUGAUCUCAGUGAUGGGACAGAGAUUGAAUCCGUUCCAGCCCAGGAGGCUGUGGCAUUAUCAAGACCGACAGGCUAAAUGCUCAGAGAAGUUUGAACGUGGACUGUGUGAUAGCAUUCUCAAGCCUGUGUGUGGGGACAAUGGCAAAACUUAUGACAACGAGUGUAAACUCUGUUAUGAGAACAAGAGAUACAACAAGGAUGUCAGGAUCGUUCGAGCGGGCGAAUGUGUUCUGUACCCGGUAAGGGGGUAAACAUUCUACAUCUUAUAAAAUACAUUCUCCUGCAUUGAGGGAAUGUACAGUAAACGGCUGUCGCAUUACACUUGCCCUAACGGCUUGCUCAUCCAGUAAGGUGGUGUCCUGGGGGAAGAGUGGAGAAGACCGAAGCCUUGUGUAAUCUGUAGACUGCUGCUGUAUAUGUAAUCUGUAGACUGCUGCUUUAUGUGUA